This is a messenger RNA of Cooperia oncophora, 981 nucleotides long. Lineage: Eukaryota; Metazoa; Nematoda; Chromadorea; Rhabditida; Trichostrongylidae. The record is from the annotation of a GenBank genome assembly.
AUGAAGCUCCACCUGUUGGCAACGAGCUUGACAACAAACUGCGCGAGAACGGUGUUUGUCGGCUCGCCUUCUAGGCGUAAUGAUCGUCCCGAUUCUCCACUUAUUGCGACUGGACCUCCUUCCGAGAGUACAACCAGUACUGCUACUGUCAACAUGAAGAAGUACUCUAGUACUAGUUAUGAAUGCGGUUUCAGAAUGACGACUUCACCCCUGUACGAAGAGUGGGAGAAGGUCGUAAGAAGGAACAAACACGUGUAUGGGCCGUGGGGAUCAACGGGAGAAGAGAAAUGGAAUCCUGACAUGGAAAUAGGCAUGGAUUGGAAGUCACUCGUUAGAUCUGCUUUGCUUCCGAUCACAACCGACUAUUUUCCUGAUCGGCUCACUCUUAUAAGUGACUAUCUAUAUACUGAACAUCAAAUUUCUGUUGUACAAGAACACGGUUCACGUGCGAAAAUGGAUAUUAAUCAACUAUCAAAGCACGUGUUCGAGCAGCUUAUUUGCCAGCGUCUUCAACGAGGAUUCCAAAUCAUCCUGAUGUCAAAACCUUUGAUCCACGUAGCCAUCAAACAGAGCUUGUUCGCUCCGAUCAAUACAGAGCAGACUGAAUGCAGCAUGUCUCUAAAUAAGGCGAGUAUUGUCCAUCGCCUUGUGUUAACAGGAUCCGAUAUCACCGUGACAGUUUUCUAUCCGAAGCGAAACCGUGAAGCAGAAUCGAGUCCAUCGCCUUCAAUGCAGCCGUAUUCGUACUUCUUCCAGGUACCCGUCUACCCCAACAGUCAUCUCGUGCCAUGCCAGGUGCCUGAUGCUCAGUGCUACGAAAGGAGCACGACUAGUUUCAAACCACACAAUUUGGAUAAGUUGAAUUGGAGUUUGUUGGACUGCAAUAUCAAGUACCGUAACAAUUCGCAAAUGUUCAAAGAAGAGAUGAAGAGUUAUUCUUCGAGGUCGAUUUUUUUCCGAACAUUUUUGAUAUCAGGAUAA